ACUUCUGCUUUCGGCUCGUAGGAAAUGAAGCACAUGACCUGGCCCUGCUGAUGUAAGACGGAGCAAAGUUCAGAUCAGACCACUCUUGCUCUCUCUCUGCAGAUUACUGAAGGGACUGCUGUAGUGGAGGAGACACAGAUUAGUGAGAGGUUCGAGGACUCACACACUGUACUAAAGGGCUAGAGAAGUCAUGUCCCUAAUGGUCAAAGCCUGCAUGCCCUGACAUGGGAACAGAGAGAGGGAAAGGGAAAGAGAGAGAGAACCCUUGUUUGGAUUUAACAACUCCGAUCCCCCUGGCUGUCAGUGGACUCAUAGAUGACUCUCACACAGGAGCAGAUGGCUGACGUGGAGAGGAUCAACAAGGAGACAGGGGAGCUGAGCGCUUCAGGGGAGCUAGCUGCCCCCCUGGAUCUGAAGGAGGGAGGGGUGGGGAGAAGAGGUGGAGGACCCCAGCCCCAUCCCCUACUGGUCCUCCAAGAGAUGCUCCAACAGAUGGAGACACACACACACAAGGAUAGUAUGAACACCUCUGGCCAGAAACACACACAUCUCUCCCCUGACCACACACAUACCCAAAAGGAAACCAUGGACCAGAGCGAGAUAGACACACCCCUCCCCCUCGACCAAAAAGAGGAACACUUGCUCCGAGUCCUGCCUCUCUACAUACAGGUAUGUGAAAGUGGUGGUGGGACAGAGGAGCUGGAUCUGAGGAGUCUAGCUGCUCUGACUGCAGACACUGUGGUCUCCAACAUCCAUGACAUACUGGCAGAAAAACCUGCAGAGGAGGCUCGCUACGAGGUGCAGCAGUUCUUCCAGAGAAGAGACGAGACGGACAACACAGAAGAAAUAGACAACAGUGAGAUAGACAGCAGGGAGACAGACAGGACAGAGGAGACAGACAGGGGAGAGUCACACAGCCAGACAACACAGACAGACAAUGCAGGAUGGCUUCUGUUGAAGACUCUGUCUUUCCUGACUGCUACAAACUCUACCGAAUUGAUGUCUGUAGUAAAGCCAGGUCUGCCGGCGGCCCUGGUGAAGUGUCUCUACUUGCUAGUGUGUCUACCGGCCCGGAAGGAGAGAGCAGCAGUAGAGGAGACCUUUCAAGAACUGCUCAUACAGGUCCUGUUACAGCUGUGCAGUCACCCUUCCAGUGUGGAGGAGAUGGUGGAGACUGAGGAGUUGCAGUGUCUGAUCAUCUCGCUCACAUCACUACACGACCAGACUAGUGCCCCCUGGAGGCACCAGGCAUCACGUGUCCUCAGAGCUGUCGCUGCUGCUAAGACACCCAAUACCGUCCCCUUCCUACAGGCUAAGAACUGUGUGCGUAUCUGUAUUCAGAACCUGCAGCGUAUCACUGAUCGUGCCCCAGCUCCAGUCCUAGCUGAGGUGGCUGUCACAGUGUUUAGCUUCAUCAGAGACUCCUACCAGCUCAACCCUGCUCUGUUCACCGAGCUUGAAAAUAACAAUGGGUACACUGUCUUAGAGGCCAUCAUGACCCGGUGUGAGGAGGGUGUGCCUGCGGAGGAGUUUGGUCCAGUAGAGGACCUGUUAUCUCUGCUAGCGUCUUUGUGUCUGUUUGGGAGGUCAGAGCUGAAGGUGGCUCUCUGUGUCACCAACCCUCAGCCACCUGGCUUCAAGUUUGACCCCUCACUCACCACAGGCUCUGCGGUAAAGAACCUAUCAGCGUUCCGUUUGCUCCAGGGUUCCUUCCAGCGGUCAGAGGACUGUGUUUUCUGCUGCCAGAUCCUAAGCACCAUCAGGACUGUGUGGUCAUGGAACAGGGCCAACUUCUUCCUGUUAGAGUGGACUGUUCAAUCACUGGCUCAGCUAGCUCAGUGUGUGUCGAAGAAACCACCUCCUGUACACAGACUGUUCUUCUCUAUGUUAGAGAUGGUGGCAUUCCAUCUUAACUACAUCCCCCACGAGGCUGUGUGUGCGGUGCAGGCUGUGCUGAAGCAGGGCUGGGCAGGGGCCGUGGCCGGAGGGGCACAGUUUGGAGUGGCUGCCCUCGGCUGCUUCCACAGGUUGACAGUGCAUAGUGGUCUGCUAGCGGAAGUUCUCAGUGAUGGAGGUCUGUUGGAACUUCUGCUUGGAGAACUACGCAGGAGGGCCAAGACACUCAGGAAGGCUAGAGGAGCAGGUCCCCACGAUCAGUCAGCUGUAGAGGACAAUGAGAGAGCUCUCACCACCAGCAUGCUCACAGUAGUGGCUGCCCUCACCUUACGCUCCAUCAGAAACACAGUGUCAGUCCGUGACCUUGGGAUGGUUCCCUACAUAAAGAUCUUUCUAGAUGAGGAGCAGUACAGAGGACCAACCCUCAGCAUCCUGGAGCAGCUGUCAGAGAUAAACCCUGACGAGUUUAUGUCUACGGCUAUAGGAGCUCUCUGUUCCUCUACACAACAGGAGCUGGGGCUCAAACACGACCUGCUGCAGUCAGUUUUGAAGGUUCUGGAGAGCCCUAACAGUUGGGGGGCGUUUCGACGUGCGAGGGGCUUCACCGGCCUGCUGUCCCUGGUGGUGGACAUGGAGGGGGCUCUGAGUGACCCCCCUCAGGGUGGGGUGUGGGGUGCUAUGGGGCAGCAGGGGAUACUAGACCUCCUCUUCCUCACCCUACACACCCUCGCCCUAGCUGUCCACGUACACCCUGUCAACUCACACCAGUUCCAGGCUGAAGGGUUCUACGAGAGGCUGGCUGAAGCCUUACUACGGCUGGGUUGUUUCCAGACUGAGGGCCAGGAGGCGACAGAGAGGAUGGAGGGCCACGCUGGGGGUAUGAUGAGUAGGGGCCUGGGCCAGAGAUGGGGUCAGAGAGGAACAGAGGAUAAUCAUUCUCUUGGGAGGAGCUUCCACCAGUUUCUGGAGCUGUCUGAGACCCCUGUGCUCACCUCCCUCUCUUCCACCUCCAAGCCACCCCUGCCUCCCCCUUUACAGACCUGUAUCAGGCUCCUCUCCUACCUGUACCAAUUAGCCACAGGGACCUACGCUGCCCUUGAGAUGACAGCUGGACAUGUGGGAGAGAAGAGAGAGGGGGGGGGAGAUGGGGAGACCCAGGGGGAUGGUGGUGGAGGAGAGAGGCUGCAGACUGUGCCACCAACCCCACAGACUUCACAGACACCAGAGGAUGAACUACAAGGGGGAUCCAGACCUGCAGCCCACAGCAUCGCUGUUGUCUGCUCUGAGACUAACUACAGGUUUACCUGUGACCAGACCAUACUGCAUCCUGGAGCCCUCAGGGUCAUCAUGACUCUCCUGCCUCAUGUCUUUACUGCAGAGGAUCCACAGCUGUCAGUGGAGGUCCAGUACUCAGUAGCCCACCACCUCCAGGUGAUGGUAACAUCAGAGAAGAACCGGCAGAUCGUCUGCAAGGGGGGUUUGGUGUCCACUCUACUAACCCACUGUCGAAGCAUCCUGCUCAGGCCGGACCACCCACUAUACCUGCCUGACACACGCAUCCUGGAGAAAAUCUCCUCACACUCCAUCUCCCACAUAGACCUCAGGCGUUUCUUGUGUCUUUGUGAUCCUCUGAUGUGCCAAGCUAACAAAAUUGCUGCCACCUCUGCUCCAGAAUCCAAUACACAAUGCCCCUUUUCUCCCUCCAAUGGCCACAGCCCAGAGAAGACAGACAGCUUAACAGACAGUGAGACCACCACUCGCUCCAUCAUGAAGACAUUGAAAUGCUCUUUUAGCCUGCUGAGCUCCUCUCCUCCUAUUGGCUCUCCUGUCGGCCAGCCCCUCCCCCUGCACCAAAUCAUUAGCCUAGUCUCCAUGACGUCACCAAGGAGCUUCCGACCACACCGAGUCUCCACCUCUCCGGCCUUUGUGGAGUUUGAUAUGACUGAGAGCGGCUAUGGCUGUCUGUUUCUACCAUCCCUGGCUACAGUGAAAGGUGUCAAUGCUGACUCCAUCCCAAUAGGGGGAAUAGGAGGAGACUGUCGUGGUUUCCCUCCAGCAGCAGGCCUGUCAUAUUCCUGCUGGUUCCUGAUCAGCAGGUUCAGUUCAGCCUGUGAUUCCCACCCGAUCUGGCUGCUGUCUGUGGUGCGCCAUAUGUCCCGUGCCGAACAGCAGUACGUCUGUCUGUCUGUCUCCAUCUCAGCCAGCGACGGAUGUUUGGUCAUCUCCACUGAGGAGGAGCCCUUCACCUUCCUGGAUAUGAUGGAGCCAGAGGUGCGGCCCCCCAGCCCCCUGCCAGGUUCUCUGAGGUUCAAAUGCUCCAGUCAGCUGACCCCAGGUCAGUGGCACCAUCUGGCCAUUGUCAUGGCGAAGGACGUGAAGAAGAGCUGUAAGGUCACGGCCCACCUCAAUGGGAAACUGGUGGGAGCAGCAAAGAUGCUGUACAUCCAACCGUUCCCGGGUCAGUACGUUUCCAUGGAACCCACGGCGGUGAUUGACGUGUGUGCCUUCAUUGGAACGCCGUCUCUAUGGAAACAGCACGCUUCGUUGGUGUGGCGCGUCGGGCCCACCUACCUGUUUGAGGAAGUGCUGAGUCCAGGGGCUGUAGGAGUCAUCUACAACCAGGGAACAGCCUACUUGGGAAACUACCUGGCUCUACGCAACACAGGCUCUGGCCCAGACCCCAUCCCUCUCAGGCUGGUCCCUGAGGAGAGGAUCUCAUUUGGUAUCAACCCGGCUGUAGCAACUUUAACCACGGUAGCAGAGAUACGAGAAAGCUACAACGAGGUGGACUGCCGUCUCAUCGCCAAAGAGAUGGGAAUCACGUCCAGAGAUAACUCCACCCCUGUGUUCCUGUCUCAAAACAUCAGCCACCACCUGACUGGCACUGCACGCACCAUAGGAGCUGCACUGGUUGGACACUUUGGAGUGCGGACGUUCGCUCCCAGCAGCGCAGGGGAUGGCUUUCUGUACCUUGGUGGGCCGGCGGUGAUCCUAAGCAUGGUUGCUAUGGCGGCAGACGACGGAGCGCUGUACGCAGCAGUGAAAGUUCUGCUGUCUGUGUUGGAGACAAGCCCUGCCAUGGAGCGGGAGAUGACACGCAUCAAUGGCUACAAGCUCCUAGCAUUCCUGCUGAAGAUUAAGAGCGGUGUGUUGAGCAGUAGAACCUUUCAGCUGGUGCUGUCUCUGUCUGGUUCAGUGGACCACCUGGGAUCUGGAGCCGCUUGUCUACACAACAGACCCGCCUUCAAUGCCCUGCUCUGUGACCUGGAGGUGUGGAAGAACACUGCAGAAAGUCUGGACCUGUCAGUUCUCAAUCACUUUGCUGAAAUCCUGAAAUCAUCAAGUGGUGACCAUGGUAAUGCAAAGGCCAUGUAUAACCUGGGUCUGGUGCCUAAACUGCUCUUCCUAUUGGCUGACCCCAUGGUGACCCCCAGGAAAGUAAAGGUUGCCAUCUGUAUCAUCACUCACCUGCUUAGAGGACACUUCACCUCCACCGACAUACGCAGACUUGGCCUCUUCCUGGUGUACACCGUGCCUCCCCCAAGUGUGAGUGAAAGCUCUGGACUCUCUGACUCUCUUGAUGAGGAAACCAAAGCUAGUUUCAGUCCAGCCAGACCAGUGUGGGUCCGUAAUCAACUGCUGUCUUCUCUCUGUGACCUCAUCAGCUCAGACAGUCUUCUCACUGCAGAUGAGCAGAAAGAGCUGAUCCAGACACUGGGCAGUGAUUGGUUCCUGUUGUUCCUGCAGCCCCGCCUCCACUCUUCCACCCUGUGCCUAGGGCUCCGCCUACUCACACUCCUCCUGGCCAAUCAGAGCGAGCGGAACAGCUUCAGAGAGGGCGUGUCCCCAGGCACCCUAGUAGAGAGCCUGGAUGAACCCUCUGUUGUCAUAGACAACCUGAGAGCUUAUGAGUGGUCCUAUGAGUGUCAGAGUGUCACCUGCGCAGGCUUUGACGUGCUGCAAAGGCUUCUGGUCCACCAGGCUCACCUGCCUCAGGUGUACGGAGCGCUGGCCUCUCUACUGCUGGGGAAGAGAGGAGGAGAAACACCUGACGGACAGCUGGAUCUGGAUGAAGUUCUACAGGCAGUGAUUGACAGCACAGCGUACACAAACUCUGCUCCCCUACAGCUGUGUUCCAAGUCUGCAGCCAUGCUACUGGAGCUGGUCAAGGCCAUCAUCACACAGCGGUCAUCUGCCGCUGAUGCAUCUUGGGAGUUUCAGUUUUCCGGCAGUGUGAUGCAGUUCCUCUGUCUGGUACACAAUCACCGCUCCCGAGACCCACUAUGGACGUCUCCAGAGUUUCUACACACGCUUGCCAGCACUGUGUUUCCCCCUGAGAGUGAAGAGGAGGUGCCUAAGUGGGUGUGUCAGCCAACCAGGAAGCAGGUGUGUGACUUCAUCCGUAUCCUCUUAAUGGACAGCCUGCUCAACGUGCCUGCCAAAGAACACACACACCCCCUACUGCUGCUACUGGAGUAUUCCCCAGAAGGAGCAUCGUUGGAGCGGAGACAGGUCUUCCAGACUGAAUUGAUUGAGUUCUUCAUGGAUAUCAUCCACAUGACCAGCCAGGAGAAUGGACAUAACACACACCUCACCACACAGGAGUCAAACUCCCAGAGACCUGAGGGGCAGAUGGCCACACUGAUGGAGAACAUGGUGCUUUUCAGUCAGAAGUUUCUGGAGAAACUCUACAGCGGCAUGUUUCUGGUUGAGCCAGAGAACCUGCUCACCUUCCUAGCUGACCAGAUAGUGGUGGUGCUGGAGAAGGGCCUAUCACAGAAAGAGAACACAGUUUCCUCCCUCUACACCAGCACCAACCGAGCCCUGCUCUACUUCCUGUCCCGCCCACAACGCACACAGGCCGAACAGGAAGCUGUCAUCAAUACGCUGCGGGUGGUCAUGGAGCGCUGGGAUGUAGUCAUGGCAACCUACAAUGCCAACGUGAACUUCAUUACCUGCCUGCUGCACUGUCUUCUGUUGAUACGAUCUGGCAGCUACCCAGAAGGCUUUGGGUUUGAAAGGCACAAGAAACACCAGCGGAGAAUCCUGUCUCAUCUGUUCCCUCUCAAGACCAGCCACACUACCACACUCAGCCAAGUACCUGAUUCAGACACAGAGCUGAUGUCCCUAGCAGAGUCUGUGUGGUCUAAGAUCCUGACUGAGAGACGUACCAUUCUAGAAGACACCUAUAAGAUUGAGCUCUCAGCUAAUCAGACGCAGAGGAUGGGACCUGUCAGCAUGAGUGACAUCAGCCCGCUGUGGGAGGAGACAGCACUCAAGGUGUGGCAGUUAUACACAGGCAAUGUGAAGAGGAAGCUGACUAGCACCAUCCAGAGGAAAGAUGGUGUAAUCAGCUCUGCUAUUCGCUCUGUCCACAAACGACUGGGGAGAGAAACUGGCACUGUGGAGGAGUUCCUGUCUUGUAUGGAGGCCCAUUUGAAGAGAGGUCAGGAGAUGUUUGAGAAGCUGAGGAAGAACCACACACAGCUGUGUGCUUAUGAGUGGAAGCGGUUGGGGACUAUGUGGCUGUGUGUGGAGGAGGAGCUGCUAAGGGAGAGGGGUGUGUUCGGCCCGGGGCCGGGGGUGGUGCUGACACGAGGCUGGGUCCAGGAUGCAGCUGAGGGCCCCAACCGCACCAGGCCUCGCAUCCGCAGGAGAGCCCAGCGACGCUCCAAACGGUUGGCAGAUAUGUGUGUGAGAAAUAGUCUGCCAGAGGAGAGCAAAGGAAGGACAGAGACUGACUCAGAGUCAGGGAUCCUGUUUGAGCCAGGGACAGAGGAAGAGGAUGGUGGAGAGGACUGUAACCGCCUAACCUUUUUCCCUGUCCUGACUGAGACUACUGCACCUCUCACGGAGCCCUCCCCCCCAGCGUCCACCACCCCUGAGCCCUGCUCACAUACACACACCUGCAGCCACACACACAUCAUACUACAGGAGCUGGAGCCUGAGGAAGAGGUUAAAGCGAAGGUGUGUGUGGUGGUGGUCAGUGGGCUGUCUGUAACAGAGGGGCUUCUGUUGUUUGGGACAGAAAGUCUGUACAUGUGUGAGGGCUUCACCCUAACCCCCGCAGGAGAUGUCUGCUGCAGAAAACACCACCCCACUGGGUACUGUGUUGUGCGUGACGCGUUCGUUUCCAGUAUGUUGACUAAAGACAUGUCUUCAUCCAGCCCCAGCUGCAAACGAUGGCCCUACCAGGACAUAAGAGAUGUCCGCUUUAUGCGUUUCCUUCUAGAGGAAAAUGCGCUGGAGAUCUUUAUGCAGAACGGAUACUCUACUUUCCUGGUUUUCUUCAACAAAGACCAUGUGUCUGCUUUUAAAAGGCUGUGUUCAGUGGUGCCAGCAUUGAUAGGUAGAGGGGUUGCUGAGGUCAUAACUAAUAUCAGGAAGACUCCAGUGAUGGAGAAGACUGCGCAGGUGAAAUGGCAGCGUGGGGACAUUAGUAAUUUUGAGUACUUGAUGCAUUUGAACACUCUGGCUGGUAGAACCUAUAAUGACCUCAUGCAGUACCCCGUCUUCCCCUGGGUCCUAGCUGACUACAAGUCGGAGACCCUGGAUCUGAACAAACCGGCGACAUUUCGUGACCUCUCGAAACCAAUGGGAGCCCAGACAGAGAAGAGGAGAGACAUGUUUAUUCAGAGAUUUAAUGAAGUGGAAAAUAGUGAAGGUGACCUGGCAAUGAGGUGUCACUACUGUACCCACUAUUCUUCGGCCAUCAUCGUGUCGUCCUUCCUCGUUCGGAUGGAACCCUUCUCACACACCUUUCUGACCCUACAGGGAGGGUAUGACAUAGCAGAGAGGAUGUUCCAUAGCGUGAAGAAGGACUGGGACUCCGCCUCCAGAGACAACAUGAGUGAUGUCAGAGAGCUGAUCCCAGAGUUCUACUACCUACCUGACUUCCUGGUUAACACAAACCACUUCAAACUAGGCUGUAUGCAGGACGGUACCACUCUAGGGGACGUUGUCCUCCCUCCCUGGGCUAAGGGAGACCCCCGGGAGUUCAUCAGAGUUCACCGAGAGGCUCUGGAGUGUGAGUAUGUUAGCUCCCACCUCCACCUGUGGAUCGACCUGAUCUUUGGGCACUGCCAGCAGGGACCAGCCGCUGUAGAGUCCCUCAACACAUUCCACCCCUACUUCUACGCCCAGAGAGGGAAAGGGACAGGGGGGCAGGAUGCACUCAGAGACCCCCUUAUCAAGAGCACCAUCCAGGGAUACGUCAAUAACUUUGGACAGGUUCCCAAACAGCUGUUCAACAAGCCCCACCCUCCUCGUGCCGGCUCCAAAAAGGAGGGAUCAGCACCCGCCCAGCCAACUCCCUUUUUCUUCAGACUGGACAAGCUCAAACCCUCCGUUCAACCAUUCAAAGAGCUCCUUCGUGGUCCAGUAGGCCAAGUGGUUUGUGUGGACAAAGAGGUUUUGGUCGUAGAGAAGAACAGACUACUGAUCCCUCCUCUGUGGAAUGUCUACUUCUCCUGGGGCUUCCCUGAUAACUCCUGCUCCUUCGGACACUACACCACUGAGAAAACCUUUGCUGUAUGCGAGAGUGUGUGUGACUGGGGGGAGAUGCUGUGUGCAGCGUGUCCCAACCAAGCUACCAUAGUCACUGCUGGGACCAGUUCAGUGGUGUGUGUGUGGGAUGUUUCCAUCAGCAAGGACAAACUCACUCACAUGAAACUCAGACAGGCGCUGUAUGGUCAUACCGAUGCAGUAACGUGUCUGGCGGUGUCUGGCGUUCAUGGAGUGAUAGCCAGCGGUUCUCGUGACCUCACCUGUAUACUGUGGGACCUUGAGGAACUCAACUACAUCACUCAGCUACCUGGACACAAGGCUAGCAUCACAGCACUUGCUAUCAAUGACCUCACGGGUGAGAUAGCAUCGUGUGCAGGGCCGGUCCUGUACCUGUGGAGUAUGAAGGGUCAGUUACUCACCUGGCUCGACACAUCCUGUGGCUCUGAUGUCACUUCCUGCAGCUCAGGUGGGGACAUCCUGUCUGUCUGCUUCACUCAGAGACACGAGUGGGAUCCACGAAACGUUAUAGUCACUGGCUGUGCUGACGGGAUAGUGAGGAUCUGGAGGACGGAGUACACUAGAACAUCACCUGAUCCUCCACAGCAGCCCACAUCCCCAGGACAGGAUGAGCCUGCAAUGAACAUAGACGGAAUGUCGGGUCCGGGUCAGAGUUGGGAGAGACACCUGGUGUUGUGUCGGCCGCUAAACAGGAGUGAAGCAGUGUCCAGACGGCGCUACAAAAACAACCCUGCAGUCACUGCUCUAGCCAUGUCCAGGACCCAUGCUACUCUGCUUGUUGGAGAUGGCUGGGGUAGAGUCUUCACCUGGACCUGUGAGUGAUGGGGAAGGAGCAGUUGGGUGUGUCUGUUUGUGCGUGCAUGCGUGGGUGUGGUGCGUGCGUGGGUGGGUGCGUGCGUGGUGUGCGUGCGUGAGUUCCAUACAACCAACAAUACACCAAAACCCAGCCUGCACUUCAGGAACCUCUUAUUGCACUGCACAUGUGCACUCUUUCACCAGCCCCUGCCUCACCUCCAGACCGACCACCACACUCCAAUCGUAGAGAGAUGUUCUCUCUCUCAAAGUCUCCUGGCACAGGGAGGAAAUGGAGAGAGGGAGGAUCAGGAUUUUCUUUUUGAGUGUUUACAAACUAUUUACACUUAUUACAAGAUUAACACAUGACAUGGAAGGAACAGAUCAAUGAAUCAUGUGGUUUCAACCUAUAUACAGAUCGUACAUUUCAAUUUACUAUUUUGUUGAUGAAUGUAACUGUAAUUGUGAAAGUAACUGUUUACACUGCUUUCGGAAAGUAUUCCGACCCCUUCACUUAUUCUAAAAUGGAUUAAAUAAAAAAAGUCUCAUGAAUCAGCACACAAUACCCCAUAAAGACAAAGCGAAAACAGGUUUUUAGAAAUUUGUGCAAAUGUAUUAUUUAUGUAUUUACAUAAGCAUUCAGACCCUUUGCUAUGACACUCAAAAUUGAGCUCAGGUUUGUCCUGUUAACAUUG
Salmo salar (Atlantic salmon) is the source of this 10907-nucleotide messenger RNA. RefSeq names its product WDFY family member 4 (gene wdfy4). Gene Ontology annotation, biological process: antigen processing and presentation. The record is from RefSeq and is a predicted model, not a curated record. Lineage: Eukaryota; Metazoa; Chordata; Actinopteri; Salmoniformes; Salmonidae. Gene Ontology annotation, molecular function: protein binding.